Diversispora eburnea is the source of this 294-nucleotide messenger RNA. NCBI's taxonomy places the organism in Eukaryota, Fungi, Glomeromycota, Glomeromycetes, Diversisporales, Diversisporaceae. The record is from the annotation of a GenBank genome assembly.
AUGUCUACUGAACAAGAAGCACCCAAUAACUUAGGUCAUAAUGUUCUCUCCGGUCUACAUAAACGAUUACAUUCUCUUGACUAUACAGACGAAGAGUCUACCAGAUCCAACAAUAACAAUAAUAAUAAUUCUGUGGAGCAACAGCCACAAUUAACACAACAACGGGAUGCCGGGGAUGUUCUCGGCAAUAGAUUGUAUAGCGUUUAUAAACGUUUUGAAGGUCUUUUCAAUAUUGGAAGCAACGCUGUGAUGUGUAGAAGGUGUCUUCAUAGAACUGAUAAAGACCCUGAGUAA